Messenger RNA from Ylistrum balloti, 1713 nucleotides. RefSeq names its product transcription initiation factor TFIID subunit 12-like. Bases 1 to 1713 code for a protein of 570 amino acids. The record is from RefSeq and is a predicted model, not a curated record. NCBI's taxonomy places the organism in Eukaryota, Metazoa, Mollusca, Bivalvia, Pectinida, Pectinidae. The transcript is spliced from 6 exons.
AUGGCGUCACUGCACCAACUUCUUAUUCUCUCUCUAACGCUCUUGCAAGUUACAGCUAACACUGACUGCCAACUUCUCGGUGGUAUAUACGGGUACCCUGUUUCUCAGAUGUGUAGCGGAGACACCGCCACAGGCAGGAGUGUACUCAUUGACAUGUAUAAGACAAACAACGGCAACACGUGCGGAUGCACGGCUGUAGUGAACUAUCUAGCAGAUAAUGUAUUUCUUUCAAUUGCGAAUUUCGAAAACCUUGAACCUGCUCCAUUUUGUGGCUCUUCUGUUUCGGUGGAAGUCGCUUCCGGUGGAAGUUUUUUGGGACGUUGCAAUGCGGUAGGCGAAAAGAUGGCGGUAUCAAACGGUGACGUCAUCACAGUUACUCUGAAUAGACCGGCAGGGAAUGAUACGUCAUCGACAAUUUCUGUCACGUGUCCAAGUGCAGCUACAACCACAACUCCAAAACCAACUACAACCACAACAACAACUCCAAAACCAACUACAACCACAACUCCAAAACCAACUAUAACAACAACCACAACUCCAACACCAACUCCAAAACCAAUUACAACAACUACGACUCUAAAACCAACUACAACCACAACCACAACUCCAAAACCAACUCCAAAACCAACUACAACAACAACCACAACUCCAAAACCAACUCCAAAACCAACUAUAACAACCACAACUCCAAAACCAACUCCAAAACCAACCACAACAACAACUUCAACUCCAAAACCAACCACAACUCCAAAACCAACCACAACAACUACAACUCCAAACUCAAUCCCAACAGCAACUCCAAAACCAACAACUGCGAAAGCAACACUGCGUACACUUCAGCCUUUGCCUACCACAGCCUCACCAACACCUGUUCCUACCACCACCACCACUACUACUACCACCACCACCACCAGCAGCAGCACCACAACCACCUCCACUAUACGUCCCGCCUCAACCACUUCAACACAGUCACCAACAAUCCCAUCAUCGUCAACUUCCAGGUCAGGGGCGGCGUUUAAUGAUGGUGAUGAUGGUGAUGAUGAUUUUGAGCAAAACCAACACAACUUAAAAAUUAUCAUUCCGACAGUGACUGGGAUUUUCCUGUUGUUCGUUCUACUGAUUGUGUGCUUGUCUUGCUGUAACAGAAGUAAGAAACCGAAAGAAGAACCUCUUUCCCGAAGGAAUAAUGAUUAUUACGUCGGCGGCUUUCACGGAGCAAAACACCCAGCUCAAGCAGGGACUGGCCACGAUCACGGGAACAAUAACGUCGGAAUGAAAGAGAAUGUAUUAUACGACAAUUCGGAGUCCGUUCCCACUGGACCGAAUUCCAUCCUUGUUAAAAGUGACCCGGAAAGAAUCACAAGUUUUGCUUCAGCGGAGAGACUCUACUCGGAGGGCCUUUCGCCUCCUGACAGAGGAAACCGUGUAGAAAAGGACACAACCGCCAUCUUGGAGGAUCCGGAAGUUCUCGACACGGACGAGAGCAAAGUAGAAAAUACUACAGACGAGGAUACAACAGUGGUUAUCGAACAUGACCCCCUUACAGGCACCGAGAACACGUCAUACUAUAGUGACAGCUCAUUUGAUAGCCCUCGCAAUUCCCAAAGUACAGCGGAUCAAGAUGAAACUACACCCACUGACCAACAAUUACCACUCUACGCAGUUGUGGACAAAACGUCUCCGGCCCGGCACGUAACACAUCUGAAAAUAUAA